AUGUCCAUGGACGUUUCGUCAGCCCAACAGACACUCAGACGGACCUUGUUAGGCCACGGCGCCUGGAUGCUGUUGUCAAGCCUGGUUGGAGGCCUGGGACUCUGGUGUUUCAUUCUUGGCGGGUUCGAGAUCAUACCAGGCUUCAUUGUCAAAUUUUCUCUGCCUGGAAGCGAGCAGGGCUGGGUGAGGUGCCACACUGGCCCGGUUGCAAACGCUCUCAUGGUCAUGGGCACUGGCCUUGCCAUUCCACACCUCGAACUUCCAGAUGGUCUCGCAGAGAAACUGGGGUGGAUUGUCAUGAUGGAUGGUUGGUCCAAUGUGGGGUUCUAUUUCUUUGGCAACAUCUCGCCAAACCGCGGACUGGCUUUUGGAACCAGUCGACUGGGCCCGUCCAAUAUUUUCAGCAUUCUCGCACUCGGCCCGGCCUACUUUUUUGGUGUUCUGGCCAUGGGCGCGUUCGCAGUGCUCGGCUACCAUGCGCUGUACGGGCCAUCGCACACCAAACCAACGCUCCGCAAAAGCCACUGA
This is a messenger RNA of Exophiala mesophila, 528 nucleotides long. RefSeq lists its product as uncharacterized. Bases 1 to 528 code for a protein of 175 amino acids. The record is from RefSeq and is a predicted model, not a curated record. The transcript has a single exon. Lineage: Eukaryota; Fungi; Ascomycota; Eurotiomycetes; Chaetothyriales; Herpotrichiellaceae.